AUGUGCGGCGGCGAGGGUGGUUGAAUAUAAAACCGUCUCUCUCCGUCGGUUGUAUUCCUCGGUUACAGCGUCCCUCAAAUGCUCAGAUAGUUUGGCGAGUUGACACAUAGUUGAAUAAAUAUCACUUGAACCGACACAGAAGCUGUGCAGCUCUUCAAACACAGAGUGCUUGUCAUUUACCAAGCGGUCUCCAUUACUCUACCAUGACUAGCUACCAUAAACCCGACGAGAAGACGCUGCAGGGCCUGAAAGACAUCGCUAACAAGCUGCGGAUCAACUCUGUCAAGGCGACAUGCGCCUCCAACUCCGGUCACCCCACCACAUGUUGCAGUGCAGCAGAGCUCAUGUCGGUGCUGUUCUUCCAUACGAUGCGUUACAAAGCCACGGACCCACGCAACCAGUGCAAUGACCGCUUCGUACUGUCUAAGGGUCAUGCUGCACCAAUCCUGUACGCUGCCUGGGCGGAGGCGGGCUUUGUGAAGGAGGCUGAGCUGGUCAACCUGAGGAAGCUCGACUCUGACCUGGAGGGUCACCCCACACCUAAACUGGAGUUUGUUGACGUGGCAACGGGGUCUCUGGGACAGGGUCUGGGGGCCGCCUGUGGGAUGGCUUACACCGGGAAACACUUCGACAAGUCCAGUUACCGUGUGUACUGUCUGCUGGGUGAUGGGGAGUGUUCGGAGGGGGCUGUCUGGGAAGCCAUGGCGUUUGGUUCCUACUACAACCUGGAUAACCUGGUGGCUAUUAUAGACGCUAACCGCCUGGGACAGAGUGAAGCUGCUCCUCUCAAACACGACAUGGACGUGUACCGCAAACGCUGCGAAGCAUUUGGGUGGAACACGUAUGUGGUGGAUGGUCAUGACGUUGAGGAGCUGUGUAAAGCUCUGUGGCAGGCCCAGCAGGUGAAGGGGAAACCCACUAUGAUCAUAGCCAAGACCUUCAAGGGCAGAGGACUCAAAGGCAUUGAAGAUAUGCUUAACUGGCACGGCAAGCCCAUGCCUAAGGACCGGGCCGAGGAGGCGAUUAAAGACCUGGAGGCUCAGAUUCAGAACCCCAACAAGACCAUCUCCCCCGAGCUACCCAACGAAGAUACCGCCCCCGCUGACCUUUCACCUAUCAGCCUGCCCUCCCCACCUAACUACAAGAUGGGGGAUAAGGUGGCUACUCGUAAGGCGUAUGGUGUGGCCCUGGCUAAACUGGGUCAGUCCAGUCAGAGAGUGGUGGCUCUGGACGCUGACAUGAAGAACUCGACCUUCUCUGAGAUGUUCCACAAGGCCUACCCUGAACGCUUCAUCGAGUGCUUCAUCGCUGAACAGAACAUGGUGAGCGUGGCGAUCGGCUGUGCCACGAGAGACCGUACCGUGGCGUUCGCCAGCACCUUCUCUGCCUUCCUGUCUAGGGCCUACGACCACAUCAGAAUGGCUGCUGUCUCCGAGUCCAACAUUAACUUGGCUGGGUCUCACUGCGGCGUCUCCAUCGGUGAGGAUGGCCCCUCCCAGAUGGCAUUGGAGGACAUCGCUAUGUUCCGCGCUAUCCCAACAUGCACUGUGUUCUACCCCAGCGAUGGUGUGUCUGCUGAGAGGUCUGUGGAGUUGGCUGCUAACACCAAGGGAAUCUGUUUCAUCCGAAUCACCAGACCAGAACUGAAGGUGAUCUACGACCCCGAGGAGAAGUUUGAGGUGGGCGUGGCCAAGGUGGUCCGUCAGUCCGACAGCGACAAGGUGACUGUGAUCGGAGCUGGAGUGACACUGCAUGAAGCCCUGACUGCUGCUGACCAACUGGCCAGCGAGGGAGUGAACAUCCGUGUGAUUGACCCGUUCACCAUCAAGCCCCUGGAUGCCGCCACCAUCGUGUCGAGCGCCCGCGCCACCGGAGGGAGAAUCAUCACCGUAGAGGACCACUACAGAGAGGGUGGUCUGGGGGAGGCGGUGCUGUCUGCGGUGGGGGAGGAGCCUGGUAUCAUGGUGACGCGCCUGGCGGUGAACCGCAUACCCCGGAGUGGAAAACCUCAGGAGCUCCUGGACCUGUACGGCAUCAGCGCCAAACACAUCGUCAGCGCCGUGCGCCAGACCUUCGCCAACUAAGACAAUCGUCUCUUCUCUCAUCAACUGUGUCCCAAAUAGCACCCUAUUUUUCUAUAUAGUGCACUACUUUUGACCAGAGCCCUAUGGGGCUAGUGCACUAGGUAGGGAAUAGGGUGCCAUUUGGGACUCCUCCCCCCCUCUCUCUGAAGCCUGUACACAUUGACCAACUUCACCUUCUCCAUCCCUCUCUCUGCAGUCUGAGGGAAAGAGGGCUUAAAGCUUUCAGCGUUCAGGGCUCGACCACCCGGUUUAUAAUCCCCCUUUUUGUAACUGAUGUUGAUUGAGCGUCAGUUUCCAGCUGAAGCAUCAAUACUGUGGGGUUACAUUCCAAAUGGCUCCCUAUAUAGUGCAGUCCUCUAUGGGCCCUGGUCACCAGUGGUACACUAUAUAUAGGGUGCCAUUUGGGACCACCCUAAGUAUAGAGCGAGGUUUGUUUUUGAGUUUGAGCCUGUCAUGUCCUCUGCGCGUCCAGGCGAUAUGGACGACGCUGAGCUAUCGGUCGGUUUGUUGAGUUUCAAAUGAAGCUAAAUGUAUAGCUUGUUUCCCCAUUUUGCCUCUUUUCAUUCCAGAUGCUUACAAUGUCAUCUAGGCUUUUAUUCUGUUCAUUCCAACCACAUUCCAUGUGUUCUAAUCAUUCCACAUCACCUGUUUGAUCAUUCCAUGUGUUCUAAUCAUUCCACAUCACCUGUUUGAUCAUUCCAUGUGUUCUAAUCGUUCCACAUCACCUGCUUGAUCAUUCCAUGUGUUCUAAUCAUUCCACAUCACCUGCUUGAUCAUUCCAUCACAUCAUGAACCUCUCCAUAACACUGUUAUUAGUCCAGCACGGCCCCAUCUUGAUUCCUCCUGGAGCUGGCAUGGUGUCUAACCUCUGCUUGUUGCUGGUCAAAUCCUUAAUUAUCAAUGAAACUCAUGCAGGGAAUUUACAUUCAAUGGACCAAAGUUGUAUGUAAUAAUUUAGUUUUAAAAAAAUGGCUUGUUGUAAACUUAUAAACUGCUAUAUAACCUCCUGUGUUCUUCUAGCCUGGUAGUUGUGAUGACCUGGAUCCGUGUUGCUUUCUGGUUCUCACCAUAGUAUCUCCUCACCAUCAGGUCUGAUGCUCCCAGGCUCUCUGUCUGUCAACUCAUGGUUGGUUUGCAUUGUCAUGGUUAUGCUGAAAUAAAAACUACAACUUCACCCAA
Messenger RNA from Coregonus clupeaformis (lake whitefish), 3263 nucleotides. RefSeq names its product transketolase-like. The record is from RefSeq and is a predicted model, not a curated record. The coding region runs from base 204 to 2084 and encodes 626 amino acids. NCBI's taxonomy places the organism in Eukaryota, Metazoa, Chordata, Actinopteri, Salmoniformes, Salmonidae. The transcript has 13 exons. Gene Ontology annotation, molecular function: thiamine pyrophosphate binding; transketolase activity.